AUGGCAAAAAGAUGGUCAUUUGUUGGGUUUGCGAUGUUUGUCUGGUUUGGCUAUUUUUGUGACGCUGUGGAAGAUGCAGCUACCCCCACUUCAGUGGAUCGUCCAUCUGUUGAGAUUCCAGUGAUUAAUGACACCGCUAUGGGGCUACAGUCUGACAGCCCAGUAAUACCUGCCAUUGUUACGGGUCCGCCACCCUAUUUUAAUCCUGCAUUCCCUCCUGCUCAAGGUGAUUUUUUCAUUGAGAGGCCUCCAACAACUCUGGCUCCUGUGGGCCAGCCUUCCUACCAGAGGCCAGCAGCUACCAUGGUACCUGUGGGUCAGCCUCCCUACCAGAGGCCAGCAGCUACUAUGGUUCCAGUGGGGCAGCCAUCCUUUGAGACCCUAGUGCCACCUCGUAUUCCUGUGGGUCAGCCUCCCUACCAGAGGCCAGCAGCCACUAUGUUACCUGUGGGCCAGCCAUUCUACCAGAGGCCAGCAGCUACUAUGGUUCCAGUGGGGCAGCCAUCCUUUGAGACCCUAGUGCCACCUCGUAUUCCUGUGGGUCGGCCUCCCUACCAGAGGCCAGCAGCCACUAUGUUACCUGUGGGCCAGCCAUUCUACCAGAGGCCAGCAGCCACUAUGUUACCUGUGGGCCAGCCAUUCUACCAGAGGCCAGCAGCUACUAUGGUUCCAGUGGGGCAGCCAUCCUUUGAGACCCUAGUGCCACCUCGUAUUCCUGUGGGUCGGCCUCCCUACCAGAGGCCAGCAGCCACUAUGUUACCUGUGGGCCAGCCAUUCUACCAGAGGCCAGCAGCUACUAUGGUUCCAGUGGGGCAGCCAUCCUUUGAGACCCUAGUGCCACCUCGUAUUCCUGUGGGUCAGCCUCCCUACCAGAGGCCGGCGGCUACUCUGCCACCAGUGGGUCAGCCUCCCUACCAGAGGCCGGCGGCUACUCUAGCACCAGUGGGUCAGCCUCCCUACCAGAGGCCGGCGGCUACUCUAGCACCAGUGGGUCAGCCUCCCUACCAGAGGCCGGCGGCUACUCUGCCACCAGUGGGUCAGCCUCCCUACCAGAGGCCGGCGGCUACUCUGCCACCAGUGGGUCAGCCUCCCUACCAGAGGCCGGCGGCUACUCUGCCACCAGUGGGUCAGCCUCCCUACCAGAGGCCAGCAGCCACUAUGUUACCUGUGGGCCAGCCAUUCUACCAGAGGCCAGCAGCUACUAUGGUUCCAGUGGGGCAGCCAUCCUUUGAGACCCUAGUGCCACCUCGUAUUCCUGUGGGUCAGCCUCCCUACCAGAGGCCAGCAGCCACUAUGUUACCUGUGGGCCAGCCUCCCUACCAGAGGCCGGCGGCUACUCUGCCACCAGUGGGCCAGCCUCCCUACCAGAGGCCGGCGGCUACUCUGCCACCAGUGGGCCAGCCUCCCUACCAGAGGCCGGCGGCUACUCUGCCACCAGUGGGUCAGCCUCCCUACCAGAGGCCGGCGGCUACUCUAGCACCAGUGGGUCAGCCUCCCUACCAGAGGCCGGCGGCUACUCUGCCACCAGUGGGUCAGCCUCCCUACCAGAGGCCGGCGGCUACUCUGCCACCAGUGGGUCAGCCUCCCUACCAGAGGCCGGCGGCUACUCUGCCACCAGUGGGUCAGCCUCCCUACCAGAGGCCGGCGGCUACUCUGCCACCAGUGGGUCAGCCUCCCUACCAGAGGCCGGCGGCUACUCUGCCACCAGUGGGUCAGCCUCCCUACCAGAGGCCGGCGGCUACUCUGCCACCAGUGGGUCAGCCUCCCUACCAGAGGCCGGCGGCUACUCUAGCACCAGUGGGUCAGCCAGCAUUUGAGAGACCAGUACUGCCAGCUUUCACACCUGUGGGCCGCCCUUCCAUUGAGAGGCCAGUACCUCCUGUUCCUGCGGGCCAGCCUCCCUACCAGAGGCCGGCGGCUACUCUGGCACCAGUGGGUCAGCCAUCCUAUCAGAGGCCGGUGGCUACCUUGGCUCCUGUGGGCAAGCCUUCCUUGGAUCCAGUGCUUCCAGUCCUGCCUGUGCCAGAUAUUGUGAGGGCCAUCUGUGGGGAGAGCUUGCUACAAGUGGAAGUGAAUGCUAUUCUGCUUGGUAUUGGCCAGCUAGUCCAUCCAUCUGAGAUCACCCUGGGAGGCUGUGGACCUGUUGAGCAGGACAGGUCUGACUGGAAGCUGCACUUUGUGACUGAGCUGCAUGGUUGUGGCAGCACACAGAUGAUGACUGAAGACUCUCUAAUCUACACCUUUUCCUUGAAUUACCAACCCAAAGCACUUGUUGGCACUCCUAUCGUAAGGUCCAGUGAAGCAGUAGUUCUCAUCCAGUGCCAUUACCCAAGACUGCACAACGUGAGCAGCAAUGCCCUGCACCCAACCUGGAUCCCCUACCAAUCGACCAUGUCUGCUGAAGAACUCCUUGUCUUUACCCUGAGGCUCAUGGAAGAUGACUGGCAACAGGAGAGGGCCUCUCGCACAUUUUUCUUGGGAGAUACACUGAAAAUUGAGGCCUCUGUAGUCCAGGCCAACCAUGUGCCCCUCCGUGUCUUCAUUGAGAGGUGUGUCGCUUACUUGGAUCCCAGCUUGGCUCCCAGCUAUGCUUUCGUUAAAGAAGAUGGGUGCCUAAUGGAUUCCCAGCUACCAGGCUCCCACUCGAUGUUCCUGCCCAGGCUACAGGAUGACAAGCUCCGCAUGGAAGUGGAUGCUUUCAGAUUUGCCCAGGAGGACCGAAGCUCCAUUUACUUUUAUUGUCACCUGAAAGCCACUGCAGCUUCAGAUCCUUAUGGGGGCAAGGCUUGCUCAUUCUCUCCAGAAGCUGGCCGGUGGCUCAGCCUCUCUGGAAUGGAUGUGUGUAGUUGCUGUGAAGCUAGCUCUUGUGUGGCUAGGAAGGGGAGAAGUCUGGACGAGUCAGCUGCCCAGUGGGAAGGUGACGCCCUCCUUGGUCCUGUUACUAUCCAGCAGGCUGCUGCCACUGACCUGGUGUCAGAGUCUAGGAGCAGUCUCUUGAAGGCAGAGGAUCACAAAGCUACAGGUGCGUCACCUGUGGCUAUAGUCGUGGCUGGAGUGACUGUUACAGUGGGAAUCCUCUGUAUGAUCGUGCUGGCAACUGUACUGCGUUGGAGACGGCGCAAGUCUCUCUUGUAUGAGGAGUCUGGUUAAUCAUUAAAAAAAUGUGAAAGUG
Molecule: messenger RNA, 3172 nt
Organism: Anguilla rostrata (American eel)
Lineage: Eukaryota; Metazoa; Chordata; Actinopteri; Anguilliformes; Anguillidae
Exons: 9
Coding region: 1-3150 (1049 amino acids)
Source: RefSeq, a predicted model, not a curated record